GAGCCGCCGCCAUUUUGGUUUCGUUAUCUCGCCUGGAGCGGGGCCGAAGCAGCGGCGGGUCGUCGGCUCCCGCCCGCGCGGGCGGCCAGGAGGAUGCGGCACGGAGGGAGUUUGACGUCUCUGCUGUGGUGAGGGUGGCGAGUGGCGCCUGCCGGCGGCGGGACGGAACUGAGCCGAGCGAGGCGCGGCUGCCGCUCACGGUCUUUUCUCCUCCUGAGCGGUGGCUGGUUCCCUCGGCGCUGAGGAGAUGGACGCUGGAGCCCGUCCCGGCGGCGGCGCUCCAGGGCAGUCCCGCGAGUACAAGCUGGUGAUGUUGGGCGCCGGCGGCGUCGGCAAGAGCGCCAUGACCAUGCAGUUUAUCAGUCACCGAUUUCCAGAGGAUCACGAUCCCACAAUUGAGGACGCUUAUAAAAUACGAAUACGCAUUGAUGAUGAACCAGCAAAUCUGGAUAUUUUGGACACCGCAGGACAGGCAGAGUUUACAGCCAUGAGAGACCAGUACAUGAGGGCUGGCGAGGGUUUUAUCAUCUGUUACUCGAUCACAGACCGACGCAGUUUCCAUGAAGUGCGUGAGUUCAAACAGCUUAUUUAUCGUGUUCGGCGCACUGAUGACACUCCUGUGGUCCUAGUGGGAAAUAAAUCUGAUCUGACACAGCUGCGGCAGGUCUCCAAAGAAGAAGGCGCUGCUUUAGCACGAGAAUUCAACUGCCCUUUUUUUGAAACUUCAGCUGCAUACCGUUACUAUAUUGAUGAUGUAUUUCAUGCUCUUGUGCGAGAAAUCCGUAGGAAAGAAAAAGAAGCAGUAAUGGCAAUGGAAAAAAAAUCCAAACCUAAAAGCAGCGUGUGGAAAAGACUAAAGUCACCAUUUAGAAGGAAGAAGGAUUCAGUCACUUGAAUUCUUCUGCAAAAUGAAACAAAAUCUGUGAACAGCCAUUUGUAACCAAAGCGGUUUAGGGACAACAUUUUGGCAGGAUGUUUUAAAUCUGAUGGGACUUUUAUCAGAGAGGGUAUAAUAUCUACCAAUUACUUCUGUUUAAAAUUAUAUUCCCCUAAUUUGGAUUUUUUUACUCAUGACAUAGCAGUGAUUUUGCUUUUAUUUGUAUUUUUGACUGGAUCCAACAAAUGUUACUCGCAUGUUGUUGGUUACAAAUGCUGAUAGAUUUGUGUCCCUGCACUUUUGAAUGUUUGUCUUUGGUCACUGCGUACUGGAAGUUGAAUUGUUUUAAAAAACUGUUGAACUCCUUGCCAGCAUAACUUAAUUCAUGUUUUUUUCCUAGUUGUUUGCACAACAAAAUUUUGCUGCUUUUUGGAACAGUAACCUACAUCACGAGAGAUGCUUGCUGAGGUCAUGGUGAAAAGUAGUCUACAAAAUGCACGUCAUGACUAAAAGUCUAGGUUAUGUGUAGAUGUCAGUGUAGAAUUCUUGUGUUCUCAUUGAAUAGAAUUUUUCCAACAAAUAGUAAGUAAUGUGGAAUACACAAGUUUAGUGCACAAGUAAUGUGGAAUAUACAAGUUCAUCUAAAAUUAUCAACAUUAAUGCAAUGUUGUAAUUGGGCUUCUAAACAAGUCAGAAAAACAAGUUAUGGUUCCUAUGGCAGCUAUAGUUUGGCAACAGUGCAUAAAUACAUAGUGUUUUCCUACUGUAUGUAGCAUUUAUUGUGUUACCAUAACACCUGUGAUAAUUUGACACUGUAGAUGCACUAGAAACUACAGCUUUGAAUUUUCUGACUUGCUUGUUAAAAUCAUAGUUGUAAUGUUGUAGUGGCUUAUUUGUUUACAUUAAAUUUUACAUUAUUUUCUUAAAGGAGCCAGUAUCGUUGUUAGGUAGAAAUCUCUAAUAUAGUAAUUUCAAAUUACUUUGAUAACUGCUUUGUAAAGAAGAUGACUGAAACUGAGCAUUGCAGAUAUUUUGCCCCAGAGUUAAUACUAAUUCUGGUAAGAUUCUUCCAGCGCGGUCGUAAGAGUAGAACUAAUGAUACAGCAGAGAAAAACAAGUGGCUGGCCACAGUGACUGUCCUGAUAGAUGUUCACGUCUCUGACCUUACUUAUGUAUACAGUUCAGUCAGCGCAUGUGGAGAUUUUUUUUUAUGCUCAGUAAACAAUCGUUUGGUUAAGAAAGCAUUUUAAAGACAGAUUCUCCAUGUAUAGCCGAUCUUUUCUGCUUUGAGAUGAUACAUCAGCUCUAGAAUUUAAAUCCAGAGCUGAUGUCCAAAUGCAAAAAGAUCACCUAACAGGAAGGUGUUCUUUUUGAUUUUGUUUUUUAGGAGUACAAUGAAUCACAGUUAGGCAACUCACAUGGUUAAAACAACCAGAAUUAAGUGCCUGGAAUCUUUCAGUUUAAGAGCAAAAGAGCUUAACUGACUCUAAACGUAGUAUAGCUUAUGUUAUUCUUUGAUCAUCCAUGUUGGUGAUUAUGCUGAUCUCGUUGAUCAGAAAUAAAAUCUGUAAUGUCAGUCUUACCGUGCUGCGUAUGAUAGUACAAUCGAAGUUCAAAAUGAAGCUACUUAAGUUCAUGUGUGAAAUGAUGGAGUAGAAUAAGCAAGGAUAGCAGAUGUAUAAACCGUUAGGCUUUCUUGCUAAACUCUAUAGUAUUUAGGAGGCCACUGGAAAUCCUAAGCCUGGUGCUUCUAAGAAUAUUUUCUGUGUGAUAACAAGAAAAUUGGAGGGGGGGGGAAUAUUCUUUAUGUUAUGUUUGUACCUGUACUGAACAUUUAUAUUGCUUUCUGUUUCUCACUUCCAAAGCUCCAGUGUUACGCUGCAUUAGCAAAAAUUUUACAAACUCCAAUUGAAAAAGAGAUUAAGUAUAAUUUGGAAUGUAUAGAAUAUAAGACCUCUUUUGAAAGUAACUGUGUGAGCAGGUGUGUACAUCUGCUCCAUAGUUACCAGUUUAGAACUUAAAGCCCUACUAGUCAUUCAUUGUUGGAUUAAAUGCUGUCUAUAACUCUUUGAUGAAAAUCUUAGGAAAACUUUCUGGCAGAAAUUUUGAGCUGAAAGAGGGGACAGCAACUAAUAUGCUGCUUUAAAAGCAGUGGCUUGUUACUCUAAAUCAGCUUUCUGGAAAUGUUAAAUAGAGGCCUGAUUAUGAUGGCAAGUUUUCCUCAUGCUUUUCCUUGAGACAUUAUUUUAACAUAUUAUAUUAGUCAAUUCCCGCAUUUGAAAUUUUCAGAUAAUAAGAAAAGAUAACCUGCCAGCAGAACCGAAAGCUGUAUGGGACUAAUAUUUAUUUUCACCUUUAAAUAACUGGUAUCUCUGCCUUACAUUAUUUCUUCAAUGCAGUUAAGUGUUUACUGAUGCCCUUUGUGAGUCUGUUGCUUACAGAAUUUUUAAAUCAGAACAGCAGCAAGCACUUUUUUUACAGUGUUAUUCAAGAAGAGUUUUAUUUUUGUCAUAUAUAAAUUUGUAUGCAGAAUUAUUUGUAUGCAGAAUUAUUGUUUUAUUUGACGCAAUAUAGAAAUUUUAAUACAA
Messenger RNA from Rhea pennata, 3465 nucleotides. It is a transcript of the gene RIT1, whose product is annotated as Ras like without CAAX 1. Gene Ontology annotation, biological process: Ras protein signal transduction. Gene Ontology annotation, cellular component: plasma membrane. The transcript is spliced from 5 exons. The record is from RefSeq and is a predicted model, not a curated record. Lineage: Eukaryota; Metazoa; Chordata; Aves; Rheiformes; Rheidae. Gene Ontology annotation, molecular function: GTPase activity; calmodulin binding; GDP binding. The coding region runs from base 248 to 895 and encodes 215 amino acids.